CAAUGGAGGAUAUGGUACGGAUGGCGUUCUUGAUCCUGGUUAUGUGGCUGUUUGUCACAGCAAGGAGACAAGCAAUUUUUAAGAAGAAGCUAAAGGCAGCAAGACUAGAUACUGCUGAAAAAAACAAGGAGAGUUUGGGAAGUAAUUAAUCAGAAUGACGAGAGAACAAUGGUUUCUCAAAGACGAAGCAAGAGGACCGUUUGUUUGGGCGUUCAAUCGAUCAAAUGAGUGGUGGGAUGUGAUUGUUCCUGGAUUCACUAACACACAGUGGUUCCAGAACUUCAGAAUGUCAGAAGAAACACUCACCUACAAGUGCAACAAACGUUGUCCUGUGAUGGAAAGACACGACACAAACUUUCGCCGAUGUGUACAUCUGAAGAAGAGGGUGGCCAUCACACUGUGGAAACAUGUGACCGGCUCAGAGUACAGAAGUGUCGGCCAUCUUUCUGGAGUGACUGUACAGAGAUAAUUGGUGGAAAGGAGGUGACACCUCACUCCCUCCCCUACAUGGCUCUGCUGGAGGACAACAAAGGACAAAGAGUUUGUGGAGGAAUCCUCAUUCAUCAGCAAUGGGUCCUGACUGCUGCUCACUGUCCUCAAAUCAAGAAGGUGUUGCUGGGUGUUCACGCCAUCAACAAAAAGAAGAAGGAGAGGCAGGUCGGGAUGGUCGAAAGUCAAGUGCCUCAUCCACGUUUUAACAAAAAAUCAAUAGUCAAUGACAUUAUGUUGCUGAAGCUCGAUAAGGAAAUAGAAAUUAGUAGGGCAGUGAAUGUCCUGCCUUUACCUGACUCAGUGGACGACGUCCCAGCAGGAACCGUCUGUUCAGUGUCAGGAUGGGGGGCCAACCGGGACAACACUAAAACUAUGUCCAAAGUCCUGCAGUCAGCCAGUGUUACAGUGAUCGACAGACUGAAGUGUAACUCUCCAGAGUACUACAAUAAGGACCCAGUCAUCACCAAAAAGAUGCUAUGCGCCGGCUUCCUGGAUAAUAUCAAAGUGGACGCAUGUAAGGGAGACUCUGGGGGUCCAUUGGUGUGCGGCGGUAAGCUACAAGGAGUCGUGUCUUAUGGUAAAGGAUGUGGCAUCAAGAACAAGCCUGGAGUUUAUACAAUGGUGUCUAAAUACCUUGACUGGAUCAAUUCCAUAAUGCAGGAAAAACCGCUGACCGAGUGACACGGUUAUUAAUGUUUCAUCUUCACCAAGUAAAGUGCGAAACAUGAAUAUGUGAAUAAAAUGUGAA
This is a messenger RNA of Esox lucius (northern pike), 1240 nucleotides long. Its product is annotated as granzyme K. Gene Ontology annotation, biological process: proteolysis. The record is from RefSeq and is a predicted model, not a curated record. The coding region runs from base 364 to 1173 and encodes 269 amino acids. Gene Ontology annotation, molecular function: serine-type endopeptidase activity. NCBI's taxonomy places the organism in Eukaryota, Metazoa, Chordata, Actinopteri, Esociformes, Esocidae. The transcript has 6 exons.